CAAGCCUCCCCGCCGCCCUCCGUAGCUCGACGCGACGCUGUCUCGCGCACGCCACGCUGAAGGCGCGGAGGGGGCACGCGCUGCAGCGUCCCCCCCUCCGGUCUGCGCGUUCAGAGGAGCCGCCCCCGCAAUAGAUAGAACGUGCAGCUCCCCAAUCCCCACCAGGCAAUACUGACAACUUCGGCUGGCCCGCCGAGGCAGAAAAAGUUACUGCGCCUGCGCAAGGGUGGAGGUUCCGGGAGAGGCGGCGCGUGCUGGAACUGUUAGUGUCAGCGGGCAACGCGCAUGCGUCAGCGGGACGCCUACAGGACCUAGGGUGGGCGAGAGCCUAUGAGGCGCUUUUGUGGCCGCGGCGCAGGGGGCGGCGCCUGAUUUGAACGGGCCGGCGGCGGGGCCGGGGACUGGGACUGGGACUGGGCGGACGUCGUCUGUCCGCGCCGCCGCCGCUGCCGCGCCAUGGCCAAGCAGCUGAGCCGGGAGCAGGGCAUCACCCUGCGGGGCAGCGCCGAGAUCGUCGCCGAGUUCUUCUCUUACGGCAUCAACAGCAUUUUAUAUCAGCGUGGGAUCUAUCCCUCGGAGACCUUCACGCGCGUCCAGAAAUACGGGCUCACUCUGCUCGUCACUACAGAUCCUGAACUUAAAAACUACCUGAACAACGUGGUAGAACAGCUAAAAGACUGGUUAUGCAAGUGUUUAGUACAGAGGCUGGUGGUGGUAAUCUCUAGUAUUGAAAGCAGUGAUGUUCUUGAAAGGUGGCAGUUUGACAUUGAAUGUGACAAGACUGCAAAGGAUGAGAGCGUACCAAGAGAGAAAUCUCAGAAAGCUAUCCAGGAGGAAAUUCGAUCUGUUAUCAGACAAAUAACUGCCACAGUAACAUUUCUGCCUUUGUUGGAAACAUCCUGUGCCUUUGACCUACUCAUUUACACAGACAAAGAUUUGGCAGUGCCAGAAAAAUGGGAAGAGUCAGGACCACAGUUUAUUGCCAACUCUGAAGAGGUCCGUCUUCGUUCCUUCACUACCACCAUUCACAAAGUAAAUAGUAUGGUGGCCUACAAAAAGGAUUCCUUUCCUUGAUGGAAUGAAUAAUGUGGUGUGUGUCCAGAAACUGCCUUCUUGUAAAUCUGAUGCUAUGAACUGUAGUUUCAUCCUGAACAGUGUUUGUGGUGUGGGUGUUUUUCUGUAUCUUUUACUCAACUUUGGAUCAAAAUAAUAGCAAAACAAAGCAGUUCUCUUGUUCACAUUACACCGUAUGCUGUGCUGAGGCCUUGUUGACCUAUUGUCAUCCCUCUAAUGAGAGACAAAGGAUUUACUUAAGAAUAUGGCAGUGUCUUCUUAUACUGAACAGUAUGCCAAAUCCAUUCUAGAUUGGAGCACCAAGAGCAAUAUCAAACACUUAACCCCUCUAAAACCUGGCUUAGAAAGGCUGCUUAGAGAUAAUGCACUUAUGAUUGCCCUGGAAUACUUUUUGAAUGGCAGCUGUUACCUAAUCUUCAAUAUGAUCUCAUAAUAAUAAAUAAGAGGUGCACACUAACAGACUUCUAAAAAUGGUUCUGACAAAUAGGGGUUGUUCUUGAUAGCAAUUUAGGUGGACAGUGGUGUUAAUGAAGAUGAUUCUGGAAUUAAUUCACUGAAGUCUCAUCUGUUCCUCCUACCUCUCUGCUCCGGGACAGAAAUUAUAAAAUCAGUCCUCUCCACUGUGUAAUGAAAGGUCUGGAUAUGAAUGAUUGAUUGUACUCUAGCCUAAACCCAAAAUCUCUAUUGUUUUACUCUGUGGGUAAUGUCUUCAUGUUAAUAUUUGUCUUAUUUUGUAUUCAUGUUUUAUAGAAUAAAGCUCUAAAAUCUUUAAUGAAAACUUUA
Molecule: messenger RNA, 1857 nt
Organism: Caretta caretta (loggerhead turtle)
Lineage: Eukaryota; Metazoa; Chordata; Testudines; Cheloniidae
Gene: MAD2L1
Product: mitotic arrest deficient 2 like 1
Biological process (GO): mitotic spindle assembly checkpoint signaling
Cellular component (GO): nucleoplasm; cytoplasm; kinetochore
Source: RefSeq, a predicted model, not a curated record